CAGCUGAGAGUUGUGGACUGUGAAACUAUAUAACGCUGCGCUGUGGCUGUCGGACCAUGAGCCUGACUUGACAGGGACCGACCAGACUCAGACCCGGAGCAAUGAAGACAACGCUGGCUGCUGCGACUCUCUGCCUGGUGGCGCUCACCGCCGCCGGCUUCCCCUUCGAGAGGAAAGGAGGCUCGCCGCCCGGCGUCGCUCCCAAGGAGAAGCGCGUGCAGUACGCGGCGUGGGAUGACGUGAACGUCAUAGCCCACGGCCUGCUGCAGCUGGGCCAGGGGCUGAAGGAGCACGUGGACAGGACCAAGGUCCAAAUGAGGGACAUCUCCACCAAGCUGAAGCUCUUCAACCGCACGGUGGCCGAGAUGGGCCGGGAAAGCCAGCGGCUGCGGGCGGAGGGGGAGGCCCUGGCCGCUCGGGCCCGGGGGCUGGAGGACCGGGAGGGCCAGCUGCUGAACGUCACCGCCGAGCUGAGGGAGAAGGCGGAGGAGAUGCAGCGGGAGAGGAGGGCGAUGGGCGAGCGGAUGGGCCGCCUGGAGGAGCGGGUGGACGGCGUGCUGCAGGGGGAUGCGGUGCAGCCGGGGGCCAGGAACAACAGCGACGCCCGCAGCAUCCAGCUGAUGCUGGAAUCUCAGAACCGACGCAUCGAUGAUCUGAUGGAGAGGAUCCGACUCCAGCAGGAGAAGCUGGACAAGCAGAACGUGCGCAUCAGGACCCUGCAGAGCCAGAUCCAUCAGUCGAGACAGACCGCGACCCCCCCGCGCGGCACCAACGACUCCGCGCAGAGCCGCGUCCCCGAGCAACGCGACUCGCCAGUCGACGCGGCGUCCGACUGUCACGAGCUGUUCCUCCGAGGAGAGACCGCCAGCGGCGUCUACAGCGUCCGGCCCGGCGCCGAGCCGUUCGACGUCUACUGCGAGAUGACCCCCGAGGGCGGGUGGACCGUGAUCCAGCGACGCCGGGACGGCUCCGUUGACUUUGACCGGCUGUGGGAGGCCUAUGAGAAGGGCUUUGGCAGCCUGAAGGGAGAGUUCUGGUUGGGCCUGGAGAAGAUCCACUCCAUUGCCAGAAACGGCGGCUACGUCCUCAACAUCAAGCUCUCCGACUGGGCGGAUGACCUGGUAUCUCUCAGCCUGCCCUUCCAGCUGGGUGGAGAAGACACCAGGUACUCGCUCCAGAUUGCAGAGGUUGGCGCAUUCAGCACCUUGGAGAGCUCCCUGGGGACUGACGCCACAUCUGGCCUGCCUUUCUCCACCCACGAUCAAGACAAUGACCAGAAAAGUGACACCAACUGCGCCAGGCACCUCUCUGGUGGUUGGUGGUUCAGCAACUGCGGCCGCUCCAACCUGAACGGCAGGUACUUCCAGAGUCCUCCUCCUAAGCAGCGUCACCAAAGGAAGCAGGGCAUCUUCUGGAAGACCUGGAGGGGCCGCUACUACCCUCUGAAGUCCAGCGUGAUGAUGAUUGCCCCCGCCGCCAUCGAGAACAAGUCAUGAGCACUAGAAUUAGACAGAGACAGGCAGAAAGUAUCACAGAACAAGGAGGAGGGUGUUGGACUGUUCGUUCUCCUCGUAGUGCUUCGUUUCCACCGCUGUGGUUUUGUCUGAGUGAAGAAUCCUUCAGGCCCCUUAGAACAAAGGCGAAUGGAAGCAAAUGAGUUCCAAUCCCUCCCUGCAUCUAGAACCACAAACACAAACAAGAGAGGGACUAAAUGUGCAGCUGCAGCUUUCCCACUUUGUGCCAUUGCAAUGGAUUCCUUCCAUUGGCACGAAGCAGGGGCCCCUAAUCAGCAGAGCGAGUCCCGGCCUGUCCGCUGCUCCGCGAGCCGCAGAGCGUUUCCAACAUGUCGAGACUUCUGCAGACGCGUGGCGUCAGCAGCCCGGUCGCAGCCAGACAGUUUCCAUGUACACGUGAUGACAUGCGUUGCAAUUAUUUAACUGUAAACCAGGAUCGUGACGCACAAACUGUAAGAAAGCUUUUACGGGACACUGAGAACCACCACAGCCUUUUCUACUGUACAUGCAAUAUAAUCGGUCAGCCAUUUUGAAUCAAAGUAAGCUUCUUCUUCACUGACUUUAAUUUUUUUUCCGUGGAGAUUUUGAUGAUGUUGAGUCACAUUGACUGCUUUUAUGAUGAGACACCUGGUUUUGUGCAUAUUGUAUGAAGGACUGUUGUGUCGUCUUUUCCUGACUGUUACUCGCGGUGACGUUCGUCUCAUAAAUUGAGUUUCUUUUUAUAGAUGCUCCCUUUUCUUAUUUAAAUGAUGUAAAGAAUCAAUAUAUGUAUGUAUUUCUGGUGCUGCCUGUAAUUUAUAUUGUCUUUGUUGUAUUUACUAGAUGUAUAAUUGUUUUAUAGAAGAAAAUAAUGUUCUGGCCACAAUGCGCCAAUAAAGUCUAUUUAAACUA
Molecule: messenger RNA, 2405 nt
Organism: Betta splendens (Siamese fighting fish)
Lineage: Eukaryota; Metazoa; Chordata; Actinopteri; Anabantiformes; Osphronemidae
Gene: angptl4
Product: angiopoietin-like 4
Exons: 7
Coding region: 102-1496 (464 amino acids)
Biological process (GO): triglyceride homeostasis
Molecular function (GO): enzyme inhibitor activity
Source: RefSeq, a predicted model, not a curated record